Condylostylus longicornis is the source of this 610-nucleotide messenger RNA. It is a transcript of the gene Lamtor2, whose product is annotated as ragulator complex protein LAMTOR2 homolog. The transcript has 3 exons. The record is from RefSeq and is a predicted model, not a curated record. Gene Ontology annotation, biological process: cellular response to amino acid stimulus; positive regulation of TOR signaling. Gene Ontology annotation, molecular function: guanyl-nucleotide exchange factor activity; molecular adaptor activity. Gene Ontology annotation, cellular component: Ragulator complex. Bases 80 to 460 code for a protein of 126 amino acids. Lineage: Eukaryota; Metazoa; Arthropoda; Insecta; Diptera; Dolichopodidae.
AAACAGAUGAUUAAUUUUAUUUCAAUAAAAACUUUACUUUCCUUUCCAUUGAACUCAAAUAAAUUUUGUAAAAACAAUAAUGUUAAAACCUAAAGCUUUAACACAAGUUUUAAGUCAAGCUAAUACAGGCGGAGUAGAAAAUACAUUGUUACUUAGUCAAGAAGGCGCACUUUUGGCCUAUUCUGGAUAUGGUAGUCGAGACGCUAGAGUAACCGCAGCCAUUGCCAGCAAUAUCUGGUCUGCAUAUGAAAGACAUGGAACUCAUGUAUUAAGAGAUGAUCGUUUAAAUUUUGUCCUUUUAGAAUGCGAAGAAGGACAUGUCGCCAUAACACAGGUAGCAAAUAUUCUUUUAUGUUUAUAUGCAAAGCAGUCAGUCGGACUUGGAAUGUUGCGACAAAAAGCUAUAGCAUUAUCUUCUUAUUUAGAAGGUCCUUUGAAACAAAUUGCCUCUUCAACAUAAGUAUUAUAAAAAUUCAAUUUCCAAAAUAAUUAUGUACAUAUGUUUAUGUAGAUAAUUAUUAAUAUAAUUUUUAGAUUUAAUCUUCGGUCUUGUAUUUUACAACAGAAUAAUCAAUAUUAAUAUUAAAAUUUGUUAUGUUUUUUAAAUUAA